AUGGAAGGCGUGUCUCAGAUGUCAGAUGGCACUGUGGAACAUGAGACAGACAUCUUUUAUCGAGAAGCACAGCCGCCGGAGGGAGUGAGAAGCAGCGGGGAAGCGGUCGUUCUUCUCCACGAAGGGUUUUCGUCGAAAAAUUGGGAAGAACUGAAAACCAUCGGCGCCCUCGCUGCCAUGGGCCAUCGGGUGCUGGCUGUCGAUCUUCCAGCUGGAAGUUACAAAACCAGUUUGGUUUCCCCCUCCUCGAGCGGCAGCUACUCCAUCCCGUUCGUCAUCAAAUACCCGCAGGCUCUUGGUGGAUUCGUGCCCAUCGCUCCAGUGAGCACUGAGAAGCUCAAAGCAAAUGCGCCGGAACUGAUGAUUCCGACGUUCAUCACGUACGGCGAACUGGACCUGGACCUCGGCCACAGGUCGCGCGAGGUCUUGUUCGCCCGCAUCCCGACCUCGCAGAUAGUGCCGCUGCCCGACGCCAACCACGCGGCCUACCUGGAUCAGCCAGUCUUGUUCCACACAUUACUCUAUAACUUCAUUCAAAACAUCCACGCUCGCAAAGCCUAAGGCCAUUUUUUUUGUGUCGGUAUGAUUCUGAAAAAAAUAAGAUUGGUUUUAAUUUUUCUUUAUUUGAUGUUCUUAUACUGGUAGGCUCAACGUCGGUGAAGAUUUAAAAUAUGGCUAUUUUCUUUAUUUUGCCUCCACACGUUUUUUUUUUUUUUUGCUACUAUCUCUUCCCAAGAUCGCACUUGUGUAUGCCCCUUUAUUUUUUAAUACUUAUCCAA
Penaeus vannamei (Pacific white shrimp) is the source of this 779-nucleotide messenger RNA. Lineage: Eukaryota; Metazoa; Arthropoda; Malacostraca; Decapoda; Penaeidae. The record is from RefSeq and is a predicted model, not a curated record.